Molecule: messenger RNA, 1384 nt
Organism: Procambarus clarkii (red swamp crayfish)
Lineage: Eukaryota; Metazoa; Arthropoda; Malacostraca; Decapoda; Cambaridae
Product: leucine-rich repeat-containing G-protein coupled receptor 6
Molecular function (GO): protein binding
Source: RefSeq, a predicted model, not a curated record
CCACCACCGUCCUCAUCGCUACGGUCUACCUACACCGCUCAACUGCAAAAUAUUCGUAAUUAAUGUAAAACUUAAAUACAGCGGCAGUCUUGAGAAUAUCAUUCCUCUGCAAAGUGUGGAAUAUUGGAAGAUAUUUGGUUUAGUACAAAAGUGGACGAUGAAGGUGAGCUUAUUACUGAUGGUAUGUUUUGUGGUUCGCGCGCAGGAUAUCUCAGAAAGGCCCUGGAUAGUGGGCGGGCAAGGAUGGGGCGGACAGGAGCGCGUGCCGUGGUCGGGAUCCGAGCACUGGACGGGUGGGCGUGGUGGACGCGCGUCUGCGUGCGGGCCGCCUUGCGUGUGCGUACUGCAGAGUGAACGCAUGCUGCUGGUGGACUGUUCCAUGGCGCAAGCCACCGCUGACGUGGUACAAAGCUUCGCCUCAAGCCCACCGCCAUCCCUGGCCAACAAGAACGCCACAGUGCGGCUCGUUGUCAUGAGCUCCGAACUCCCCGGCUUAGACGACGAUUCCUUCGGCAACGUGAGCUUUACCCAUGUCCACAUCAAGUACAACCACGGGCUGGACCACGUGGCUCCGGAUGCCUUCAGCGCUUCCCGAUCCACCCUUCGUGUUCUGGACUUACGUAACAACAACCUCACUACCUUCCCCCUGGCUAAUCUCAGGUCGUUUGAGCAGCUGCAGUUCCUAUCUGUGGACGACAAUGGCGUGAGUGAGGUGCCUGACAGGGUAUCGGAGCUGGCCUCUCUCGUCCACUUAAGUGCCUCCAACAAUCGCCUUCACACACUUCACCCUUCCGCCCUCACCUCCCUGCCGUUACUCCAGUUCCUCGACCUGCACUCCAACCACCUGGAUUACCUGCCUCACCAGCUGGCCUUCCUACCUGCGCUUCGCUCCCUCAUAGUGUGGGGAAACCCCAUAACCACACUUUCCCCAGGGUCUUUCCGGGGGAUGAGAAGUCUGGAGUAUGUUGACCUGAGCUACACAAACAUCAAGGAGGUGGGAGUAAGCAGCAUGGAGACUCCUACCUCUUCCCCGUGGUUCAUCUCCUUUCGUCGCACCCCAAUAACUAAGCUUAGUGAAGCAGCCUUCCAUAAUGGUUCUCUACCGAGCUGGGUGGAUCUGAGAGAGACAGGAGUGCAAAGCCUUAACCAGGCCUUCUUCCAGCCUCUGCUACACAACAUGGCCCAGCAAAACAUUGUCCACAAUGAUUGGGGAAAACCACAACUGUGGAUACACAAUGAAGACCUGGCAUGUGACUGCAGCAUCAAGUGGCUGGUUACCAACACAACGCUCCUCCAUCACGUGUCAGGCCGGUGUAAUGACAAGAACAUCAAUGUGCGUUUUCUUGACCCUGACUAUUUCAAUAUCUUUUGUUUCUAAUUAAAA